Molecule: messenger RNA, 1158 nt
Organism: Cotesia glomerata
Lineage: Eukaryota; Metazoa; Arthropoda; Insecta; Hymenoptera; Braconidae
Product: barH-like 1 homeobox protein
Exons: 5
Coding region: 275-1114 (279 amino acids)
Biological process (GO): central nervous system development; regulation of DNA-templated transcription; neuron differentiation
Molecular function (GO): DNA-binding transcription factor activity, RNA polymerase II-specific; DNA binding
Source: RefSeq, a predicted model, not a curated record
GUAAGUUGACUAGAAAUAAAAAAAAAAUUUUUUUUCUGGCAAAUUUAUAAAAUAUUGUCCUCCACUGAUCCUCGAUGAUCUUUAUCUUUACAGUUUACAGCUAGUGCUUAACUGAGACUAAUCUCGAUGACAAGGGAGUCAUUCGCUUUCAUUUAUUAUUAAUAUCAAUAAGUUAUUUUUUUAUUCCAUUUUAUUCGGUUGUGAUUUUUAUUAUUGUUUGAUUUUUAUGAUUAGUGAUUAAAUAAUAAUAAUUGUUGAUUUUAUUUUUUUUAAAAUGGAAGAAAGUACAAGUGUUAAUGAAAGUUCUAAUUGCAAUACUAAUUUAAGUAGUAAUAAAUCUUCAGCUUUUAGUAUUGAAAGGAUUUUAAGAAAAGAUCCUCCCGUUAAUCAAUUUAUUGAUUCUAAUAAUUUAUAUUCAUUUGAAUCUUACGAUCAAGAAACAAGAUUAACGGUACCAGAUUCAUCAAUGUCUUCAACAGAUGAAAUGGAAAUUUUUGAAGAUCCAGAUAUUGGAUCUACUUCGUCAGAACCUGGAAUAAGUUAUGAAGUUUGUACCAGCAGCAGCGGUAAUAUAAACCCCGCGAUAGAUCCCAGUGAUAAAGAGAUUACCGAAAGAAGUGGGAGCGUAACCAGUGAGGAUGAUAAGAAAAAACGACCGCGUACAGCGUUUACUGCCGCUCAAAUAAAGUCUCUGGAGACUGAAUUCGAGCGGAGUAAAUAUCUGAGUAUUGCUAAGAGACUGCAACUGAGCAAGAGUCUAAAACUCACAGAAACUCAGAUUAAAAUUUGGUUCCAAAAUCGGCGAACCAAGUGGAAACGCAAGUAUACUAAUGAUGUUGAGCUGUUUGCACAGCAGUACUACUCCAGUCUAGGCAUACCAGCGCCAAGACCUAUUUUUGUUGGUGAUCGAUUGUGGUUUUUCAAUUACCCUGGACAACCACAAGCAGCAACAUCACCGUUGCUACCAUCACAUGUGAACCCUCUAGCACUACCACCGUCUUUGCCAAUCGUCCAGCCCUUACCGACAAAUCUUCCAGGACAAUCAAUGUAUCAAAAUGUCCCGCAUUCGAUAAACUACCUAACGCAUUUGGACUAUCGACGGCAAAAUACGUGAAAUAAUAUCAAAUUUUUUUUUAAUAUUAAAUAUAUAUAUAUUCA